GUAAGGUAUUGGCGGAAUGUGCGGUGGAGUUGGGUGCGACGGAUUACAACUGGGAACCGAACGCUCCGUGCACGACGGACGAAGGCCUGGUGUGCAACGCUGACGGAACAGUCAACACUAUUGACUUGUCUAGUACUGGUCUGGAAGGAAGCAUCUGCUCCGUUAUAGGCAACCUCACUACGCUAGUUACACUCGAUCUGAGCUACAACUCGUUGUCAGGCCCCAUCCCUGCCAGCAUAGGGCAGCUUCCCCUGCUGCAGAGGCUCGAUCUGAGCUACAACUCGUUGUCAGGCCCCAUCCCUGCCAGCCUAGGGCAGCUUCCCCUGCUGCAGACACUCGACCUCUCAUACAACGACCUAGACGGUGCCUUGCCUUCCACCAUCACCUCCUUAUCCAACCUUAAAGUCCUCGACCUCUCAUCCAACUUCAUUGAGGGUGCUUUGCCUCCCACCAUCGGCUACUUAUCCCGCCUUCAAGUCCUCGAUUUGCUUCACAACCAGAUGAAUGGAACGUUACCCCCAUCUCUGAGUGCGCUCACGAAUAUGCAGAUUCUUGACCUUGGGAACAAUACCUUCUCUGGAAGCUUCCCCACUGGCGUGUCAAAACUAACUCAGCUCUCGUUCCUGUCGCUCUUUUACAACAAGUUUGAAGGAUCGGUUCCCUCGUCCAUCUCUCGCCUCUCAAAGCUUCAAGCAUUCAAUUUGGGUGGAAACGUCAACUUUGAGGGAGAAAUCCUUCCAACAGUAGCAACCCUCAGCAGCUUGGCUGUUGUCGACCUUGCUUACAACAGGUUCUCUGGCUCCAUCCCUACCGAGUUUGGCAGGCUUACCAAUCUGCAAACUUGUAUCUUUCUAUACAACCAGUUCACGGGGAGCAUUCCAGAAACCCUCUCCAAGCUGAAAAAACUCAGUCACAUGGACUUCGCCCAAAACAUCUUCCGAGGCACCAUCCCUUCAUUCUUCGCCACCCUGACCAAACUCGACAUGCUGCACUUUGACAAUAACCAGUUUUCCGGAGAAAUUCCCUCCCAGUUGGGAAGCCUCACAAAUCUCACAUACCUGGGUUUCGCCACCAAUGCUCUCUCGGGCCUCGUUCCACCCACCCUCGGGAAUCUCCUCCGCCUCACGGAGCU
This is a messenger RNA of Closterium sp. NIES-65, 1132 nucleotides long. The record is from the annotation of a GenBank genome assembly. Lineage: Eukaryota; Viridiplantae; Streptophyta; Zygnematophyceae; Desmidiales; Closteriaceae.